AUGAAAACCCUACUUCCCGUGUCACUAGCCCUUCUGGUCGGGCUGUCGAAUGCGGCGGAUUUUCGUUCGCUUCUCGACAUGUGUUCGAAUCCACCAGCCGAACAAAAGCAGAUCAGUGACAAGAUGGCACUUCCAGAAGCCUAUAAGAUCAUGGGCUCAGUGACAAACUGGAAGGAGGGAAAGACGUCGCUUCUGCAGGAGACCGCCACGAAAGAAUUCCGAGUUUUGGAGAUUCAAGCAGACAAUUUAUCGCAAAAAUGGAUCCAAAUGUCGAGCGGAGACAGACGCAUUGAGUACAUCGCCAGCAACGGUACCUGCGAUGACAAGGCUGCUCCACCUGCGAUCCUGAAAGUUCCAAGGUUCGAUAGCAUCAUCGGACGAAACACCUCAUCUAUUGCCAGUAUCGUUGACGGAAUUAUCAACUUUAUUAGGAACAACAACGGAUUCUAUGUGAAGAACAACAUUGAGAUCGUAGGCGGAGUCAAUGCAAUGAAGUGGGUGUCUUGUGUGAAUGGAAGGAACGCGAGCGACACAAAAGUACUCGUGGAGCUAAGAUUCGGAGGCGAUGACUCGAUUCGGCCAGCUCUCAAGCAGUUCUCAAAUCCAAUUCUUCUUUCAAUUCGUCUCGCUGAACUAAAGGACUUCAACACCACGAUGCCAGACAAUCACUUCUCCAUCGAAUUCGAUCGGUAUGCAAUCCCACGUGGCGAUGAGCACAAAGCUCAGAUUGCUCAUGGAUUCUUCUGUGAGAAUAGAAAUGAGGUGGAUCUGGGUUUAAAGCCACUCAGCGAGUACGCGGCUACCCUUAGCUACUACAACUACAAGAAUAUGACACCAGAAGUCGUGGAAGUUCUCUACUCGCAAAAGAAGAAGAUCUUUGUAGUGGCAGGAGCCUCUUUCCGAAACUUCCUCAAGUCUUUCAACUAUUCCGCAGGAGUUGACUAUAUCCUCCACGACUAUAAUUACGGAUACGAGUUUACGAUGAAGAAUGGAUCAUGUGACAGCUUCGGACCGGCACCAAAUGAUACAAGUGAUGCGAUUGUGGACAACACGACGGCCAUCUUCAUGCAAAGAAUGGAGGAUCUGUUGGUGGAUCCAAAGUUACGUUGGAUGCCUUACCAAGACACUAUCGAUCUCGCUGGGAACACUUACAAGGCAUACCGAGCCCUAGAUAGUGCCGGUGUUGAGCAAUACGGUGUUGAGCAAGUCGUGGAAAUCCACCUCACUCAGGAUGGAUACGUUCAUGCCAUCAAUCGAUAUGACCACGAAACUAACGAGAUUGUGCAGUCUAUGAUGGUGACUCGUUGGGAUGUCGCAACCUCCGAGCUGAACCUUGCAAUGGUCCAAAUGACCGGAUGUUAUGAUAAUGGAAAAUUCGCCAAUAACACUUGGAUUGUUCCGAUCAAAGAUAAGAACAUCCGCAACUUGCACAGCGUCGGACUGAGCAAUCUGAACAAGGUCGUCGCGGAGACCAUCUCGAAGAACGUCUACGCAGUCAUCCCCUACAGAGUCAUCGUGUUCUACUUGGAGAGUAAUGGCGGUGGACUCUCACUGCUCCUUCGUUUAGCUGAGAAGACCGAUGUGGUGCCAGCAGAAGUCGGAUAUAAUCACACGAACGAACUAGCCACUUUCGAUUUGUUCAAUAAGAUGAAAAAAGCCAUGUUCUCCGGGAAAAUGCCGAUUGUAGUGGAAGUUGGAGGACAGAAGGAGGAAUGGUUCGUCGAUGUCUCCGGAAUCAAGGCCUUCCCAGCCGACACGGAUCGUCAAUUCCUCGGCUACACAGGCGGUGCGAUGUUCGUCCUCGGCGUCUUCUGCAUCAUCUUCGGUGUGGGAUUGGGAGCCGGCGGUUUCGUCGCCUAUAACCGUCGCGAGCAUCUCUCCCAGAUUGCAUAUAGAGUUUUCUAG
Molecule: messenger RNA, 1905 nt
Organism: Caenorhabditis briggsae
Lineage: Eukaryota; Metazoa; Nematoda; Chromadorea; Rhabditida; Rhabditidae
Exons: 4
Coding region: 1-1905 (634 amino acids)
Source: RefSeq, a predicted model, not a curated record